Cryptomeria japonica (Japanese cedar) is the source of this 1747-nucleotide messenger RNA. RefSeq names its product ASC1-like protein. Gene Ontology annotation, molecular function: sphingosine N-acyltransferase activity. The transcript is spliced from 7 exons. Gene Ontology annotation, cellular component: membrane; endoplasmic reticulum. The coding region runs from base 193 to 1125 and encodes 310 amino acids. Lineage: Eukaryota; Viridiplantae; Streptophyta; Pinopsida; Cupressales; Cupressaceae. Gene Ontology annotation, biological process: ceramide biosynthetic process. The record is from RefSeq and is a predicted model, not a curated record.
GUGAAUCCAACUUAAUUAAAAGCCAAAUUAAACAAUGAACACCCAUUUGCUUCUAUACAAACCCCUUCGUAUCUCCAUGGAAUCUUAGCACAGAAAAGGUUCAGAGUUCGAAUCCUGUCUGCGAAAAAGAAAAACGUUAAAAAACUUUCAGUGCGUAUACUUCCAGUUCUGCAUUUUUAAAAAACUUUCAGAAUGCCAUUUGUUGAACUAAUGGCGAACAUAUUACAAUUGACGGCGUGGGAGGACGAAGCGUACCCUUCAAAGAACGAUCUUUUGGCGGUGCCUCUGUUUGCACUGUUCUUUCCUGCAGUUAGAUUGUUCUUGGACACUUUUGUUCUCGAGAGGCUAGGGAGGUGGCUUGUGCUGGGAUCUAGGAAAGGUUUAAGUGAAAAUGAAAUAGAGGAUCUCAAAGAACGCCACACAAAAUUUAAAGAAUCUGCUUGGAAGUUAUUGUAUUACUUUGUAGCAGAAUCAUUGGCAUUGGUUGUGACUUACAAUGAGCCAUGGUUUACAAGCACACGGAACUUUUGGGUUGGCCCUGGCGACCAGAUUUGGCCAGAUCAAAAAGUAAAGACAAAGUUAAAGCUCCUUUACAUGUACGUAGCGGGUUUCUAUGCGUACAGUAUUGUUGCUUUAGUUUUCUGGGAGACAAGACGAUCAGACUUUGGAGUGAGCAUGUCUCAUCAUGUGGCAACUUUGAUUCUCAUUUUAGCAUCAUAUAUGCUAAGGUUUUCAAGAGUUGGUUCUGUUGUUUUGGCGAUUCAUGAUGCAUCUGAUGUUCUUUUGGAAGUAACCAAGAUGCUCAAAUACACUGGUUCUACCUUCAUACCUAGCAUUUGCUUUGUCCUUUUUGCCAUUUCAUGGAUCAUGCUUCGCCUUGUAUACUUUCCCUUCUGGAUUAUCUGGAGCACAAGUUAUGAAGUUAUUCUUUGUAUAGAUACAAAGAAACACAAAAGAGAAGGUCCCAUUUAUUACUACAUCUUCAACACGCUCCUCAUAUGUUUACUCGUCCUUCACAUUUAUUGGUGGGUUUUGAUCUACCGAAUGCUUGAACGGCAAAUGAAGGCAAGAGGCAGGAUUAGUGAAGACGUCAGAUCAGAUUCUGAAGAUGACAAAGAAGAUUGAACUUUUCUAAAGGAGCAAUAUUCUGAGGGAUCAGAAUGGAGGAGUUAUUCUUGGAAUGUUUGUCAAAUGGGUUUUUGGUGCUGAUAUCAAAUGUAUGCACCAUCACACAUUAUUAUCAUGUAACAAUUAUGGAAUUCUGUUUGUGAGUUACCGCAUUGAAGAUAGCAAGCGAAUGCAAGAGUAGUUGUCUAGUCUGCAGCUUUAGUUAGCUGAAACAAUAUUAUUGGAAACCAAAAAUGUAUCUGGCUUUGUUUAUUGAAUGGAAGUUUCAAUGUGACUCCAUGGGGUGUAAGUUCUCACUAACUUGUAUUUCAAGUUCUUGACUUCUGAGUUUUGAAGAUAUUGUGCAUGGUUUUCAUGUCACGCAAUGGGCUCAUUCCAUUGCAUGUUUCAUCAAAUCCUGUCAUCUUAGAAUUGUAAUUUCUAACCCCUUUUAACAUUGCUGGCUUGUCCUGAUCCUACUGUGCUCUCAGAUGCAAGUGUUAAGAAGGUGUAAUGAUUUCUAAUCAUUUUUGGGGUAUUGAAAAUUUGAUGCUUAAAUUUAUUGCAAAGCAUCAAAUUUUGAACAAUAUGUUUGCAGAGUUGGAUUAAUACCCAGAAGUAGAACUGAGUGAUGUGUGAA